UUCCGCUCAUGCGCCGCGUACAUCCGGCAGGGGACACAGAUCCGGCGGUGACGGAGCCUAACAAUUGGCUGAAAAUACCGGCAAUCAAAUUAAGCAUUCGAUAGAUUGUUUGAUGCCAUGGAAGAGAAGAAAAUGACAGAUGAGCUGAAGGAACUAAAAAUUGAAGAGGGAAAGAAGGGUGGUGCUGGGGGAGAUGAAGACAACAAAGAAAGAGGAAAGAAGAAAAAUAAGGUGGGGGAUACUCCUGGCCGAGUUGAGCUGAAUCCGCUGCCGCAGUACAUAGAGGACCGAUUGUCGAUUUACGACAAACUGAAGGAAGAACAUGAUGCAAUUAUGGCAGAAAGGGCAGCAAGGGACAGCAAGCCUAUCAAAGUCACCCUACCUGACGGAAAGACAGUGGAUGCAGAGUCAUGGAAAACAACUCCUUACCAGUUAGCCUGUGGAAUCAGUCAAGGCCUUGCAGACAACACAGUGGUUGCAAAAGUGAACAAUACAGUGUGGGACCUAGAUCGGCCACUGGAGGAAGAUUGUAGCCUUCAGUUGCUCAAGUUUGAUGAUGACGAGGCUCAAGCUGUUUACUGGCACUCCAGUGCCCACAUCUUGGGUGAAGCAAUGGAGAGGGUAUAUGGUGGAUGUCUGUGUUAUGGUCCCCCGAUAGAGAAUGGCUUUUACUAUGACAUGUUUUUGGACAAUGAGGGGGUGUCAAGUAAUGAUUUUCCAUGUCUGGAGAACUUGUGCAAGAAGAUCAUGAAGGAGAAGCAGCCCUUUGAGAGACUAGAAAUAAAGAAGGAAACACUCUUGGAAAUGUUUAAGUACAACAAAUUUAAAUGCAGGAUAUUGAAUGAGAAAGUUGACACACCAACAACUACUGUUUACAGAUGUGGUCCAUUAAUUGAUCUUUGUAGAGGACCCCAUGUAAGGCACACUGGGAAGAUCAAAGCCUUGAAAAUCCACAAGAAUUCCUCCACAUACUGGGAAGGAAAGGCAGACAUGGAGACUCUUCAGAGGAUCUAUGGGAUUUCUUUCCCGGAUUCCAAGAUGUUGAAAGAUUGGGAGAAAUUCCAGGAGGAAGCCAAGAACCGGGAUCAUCGCAAACUGGGACGGGAACAAGACCUGUUCUUCUUCCAUGACUUGAGUCCUGGGAGCUGUUUCUUUCUGCCAAAGGGAGCUUACAUCUAUAACACCCUCAUUGGGUUUAUCAGAAGUGAAUAUAAGAAGAGGGGCUUCCAGGAGGUGGUGUCCCCAAACAUCUACAACAGCAAGCUCUGGCAGACCUCUGGCCAUUGGCAACACUACAGUGAAAACAUGUUCUCUUUUGAGGUGGAGAAGGAGAUAUUUGCUCUCAAACCCAUGAACUGCCCAGGACACUGCCUGAUGUUUGACCAUCGGCCUCGCUCCUGGCGUGAGCUGCCCCUGCGCCUAGCUGACUUCGGUGUCCUACACCGCAACGAGUUGUCAGGAGCACUGACAGGCCUCACCCGCGUGCGCCGCUUCCAGCAGGAUGAUGCCCAUAUCUUUUGUUCCAUGGAUCAGAUUGAGUCCGAGAUAAAGGGCUGCCUUGACUUCUUGCGCACAGUCUACGAUGUUUUUGGAUUCACCUUCAAGCUCAACCUCUCCACCAGGCCUGAAAAGUUCCUGGGGGAAAUUGAUGUGUGGGAUCAGGCAGAAAAGCAACUGGAGAACAGCCUCAAUGAAUUUGGGGAAAAGUGGGUCCUGAAUCCAGGGGAUGGAGCAUUUUAUGGGCCAAAGAUUGACAUUGAAAUCAAGGAUGCAAUUGGCAGAUACCACCAGUGUGCCACAAUCCAGUUGGACUUUCAGCUUCCAAUUCGUUUCAACCUUUCCUUUGUGAGCCAAGAUGGAGAUGACAAAAAGAGACCAGUGAUUAUCCACCGGGCCAUCCUGGGCUCUGUGGAGCGAAUGAUUGCCAUUCUUACAGAAAAUUAUGGUGGCAAAUGGCCUUUGUGGCUCUCUCCACGCCAAGUGAUGGUUGUACCGGUUGGACCUACCUGUGAAGAGUAUGCUCAGAGGGUACAACAGGAGUUUCACAAUGCUGGACUAAUGGCUGAUGUUGACUUGGAUCAAGGUUGUACUCUCAAUAAAAAAAUCAGGAAUGCUCAGCUGGCACAGUACAACUUUAUUCUUGUGGUGGGAGAGAAGGAAAAGAGCAGUGACACUGUCAACGUGCGCACUCGGGACAACAAGGUCCACGGGGAGCGGAGCUUAAAGGCCUGCCUGGAACGCUUGCAAGACUUAAAGGCAUCACGCACUCUGAAUGCGGAGGAGGAAUUCUGAGAUAUUGUCAAGCCAUAUUUUGCAACCAUCCAGUUGUUCAGAAAAAAAUGGGAAAUGUAAAAUCUGCCACUUAUUUUCUUACUUGAACGAUUUGAUUUGUUAGGCAUUUGAAACCAAUCCAUUUGACUGCUUUUAAAACUGAUGUUUACUUAAGGGAAAUGUGACAGUCACAACUUAUGUGGGUCUAAUUAUUUUAAUGUUCCUUUUUGAAAUUCUGGAUGUUGAUUGCGAGGGCUUUCUCUUAAUUAUAAAAUAAACAUUUGCAGGUC
Molecule: messenger RNA, 2561 nt
Organism: Brienomyrus brachyistius
Lineage: Eukaryota; Metazoa; Chordata; Actinopteri; Osteoglossiformes; Mormyridae
Gene: tars1
Product: threonyl-tRNA synthetase 1
Exons: 20
Coding region: 118-2292 (724 amino acids)
Biological process (GO): threonyl-tRNA aminoacylation
Cellular component (GO): cytoplasm
Molecular function (GO): ATP binding; threonine-tRNA ligase activity
Source: RefSeq, a predicted model, not a curated record